AUGUGUCGGUUCAUGAUCUACAAGGGCCGUGAAAGCAUGGUGCUUUCUGAUUUGCUUACAAAGCCAGCGCAUUCUAUUAUUAAUCAGUCAUUUGAUUCAAGGCUAAGGCUUGAUAUGAGAAACCCCAUUAACGGAGAUGGUUUCGGGGUGGGCUAUUAUUCUUCCUAUGAUAGUCCCGGUAUAUUCAGAGCAAUUACACCAGCAUGGAACAACGUAAAUUUAAAUAAUUUGUCAAAAUGCACUGAGUCAAGACUUGUCUUUGGGCAUGUCCGUGCAUCAACCCAAGGUGUGUUGUCAGAAUCAAAUUGUCAUCCAUUUUCAUACGGAAGAUUGAUGUUUAUGCAUAAUGGUGGGAUCUCAGCAUUUGGAAAGAUGAAGAAAAAGUUGAUUAAUAGUCUAGAAGAUAAGUUUUUUUUGAUGCUUGAAGGUUCAACGGACUCUGAGUGCUGUUUUGCAUUAUUUUUAAACACUCUAUAUAAGAAGGGAUAUGAUCCAGAAGAUGAAUCCGUUAAGUUCACUCAUCAUAUUAUAAAAGAGGCAUUAUUGGUCACUAUAGAGCUUCUUAAGACUUGGCAAAAAGAACUUAGCGAUGAGCCUUCUUUAAUGAAUUUUGCUGUGACUGAUGGGGAAUCAGUUGUUGUUAGUCGCUAUAUUACUUCUAAAACAGAUGAAGCUGCAUCCCUAUAUUUUAGUGCUGGCUCAAAGUUCUUCGAAUAUAAGCCUGGCUUGUUUAAAAUGGAAAGAAUGAACAGAUCUCAGGAUGUAAUAUUCGUCGCCAGUGAGCCUUUGACUUUCGAAAGAGGAGACUGGAUAUGCGUUCCUACAAAUACGGUUUUAACUAUCACCCAAAGCAAUACCGUGUUGAUGCACCCAAUUGAAGACGAAUUUUAUGAUGGUGGAGCUAUAGAGAGAUCUAGUGGAUUGGCUAUGAGUAAGGGUUUAAUUGGAGGUGUCCCUACAAAGAAUAAUGAUUCGAUUCCAGCUGAUUUCACGAUAUCUGAAGUGCAACCUCUUUCAGAAGUGCCACCUUUACAACGAGAAGGCAGGAAAAGCGUAGCAGAAGUAGCAUGA
This is a messenger RNA of Priceomyces carsonii, 1071 nucleotides long. RefSeq names its product glutamine amidotransferase subunit (gene DUG3). The coding region runs from base 1 to 1071 and encodes 356 amino acids. Gene Ontology annotation, cellular component: glutathione hydrolase complex; cytoplasm. Gene Ontology annotation, biological process: glutathione catabolic process. Gene Ontology annotation, molecular function: omega peptidase activity. NCBI's taxonomy places the organism in Eukaryota, Fungi, Ascomycota, Pichiomycetes, Serinales, Debaryomycetaceae. The transcript has a single exon. The record is from RefSeq and is a predicted model, not a curated record.